AAUAUGUUGUUCAUUCACUCGCUCACUUAUACACAAACACACUCCAUCCACACAUGCUUGACAGACAGACGCAGUGUGUAGUCACUAUCUUUUAUUAAUUCACUUUCUCUUUCUAACACACACACACACAUACACGUGCAGUUUAUUUUGCAGCCUUUUCUUCGCACACUUUCUCUGAAUCUGAACAAAACUAUGCUGCCUCAACUUUGAAACUGCUGUUAUAGAGGAAGACACAGGAGAGAGAUAGUGACAAUAUUAAACACAAAGGGUUGCAGAGGUGCUGAAGGAAUCACCCAAAACUGGAUCAAUGAAAUUCACCCAAAACAUCACGAGGAAGCGCUCAGACGCACUGCGAGACUGAACCUAAGCUCAGAAAUCAACUGCACUGAGCUGUAAAGCAGCAGAAAUCAACAGCUGCUGUGCGCGUGAUCUCCAGCUGUGUGUUUGUUUUUGUGCAUCCGUGUGCUGCCCUUGAACUGACUGGACUGACGCCAUGUUGUGGACACUCAUCCUGGCUUUGAUCCUCUUGCUGUUGCUCCAAGCACAGCUACUUGUUUGUCUACACGAACUUCGUGCCUCUCUAACCUCUAUCACUUCAGCGACCACUUCUGGAACCUCUAGCGCCACUGCCCUGCAACGCCUGCCGGGAGCCAUCAUCAUCGGGGUCCGCAAGGGAGGCACCAGGGCCCUUCUGGAAAUGCUUAACCUCCACCCAGAUGUUGAGGUGGCCAAAAACGAGGUCCAUUACUUUAACGUGGACGAAAACUUUAGUAAAGGUUUAGAUUGGUACCGUGCCCAGAUGCCUCUCACCCUCCCCGGGCAGCUGACGGUGGAAAAGACCCCUGGCUACUUUACAGCACCACCUGCCCCAAGAAGGAUAUGGGCCAUGAAUCCAGCUAUGAAACUGCUGCUGAUUGUUCGUGACCCGGCUGAGAGACUCGUGUCAGACUAUACACAGGUUCUGCACAACCGACUUCAGCAGAAUAAGCCAUACCAACCACUGGAAGAUCUGUUACUAUCACAAGAACACAUCAACCCUAACUAUAAAGCCCUUAAACGGAGCUUCUACUACCAGCACCUGGCCAGAUGGUUGGAGCUUUUUCCCAGGGAGCAAAUCCACAUAGUGGAUGGAGAGGCUCUCAUCCGGAAUCCUUUUCCUGAGCUGCAGAAGGCUGAGAGAUUUUUGGACCUUCCACCUCAGAUAAAGCCAAAUAAUUUCUAUUUCAAUGCCACAAAGGGCUUUUAUUGUAUGCUGUCGGCCGGACAUGACAAGUGCCUGGAUGAGUCGAAGGGAAGGCCACACGCUCCGCUCAGUAACGAUGCAUUUCAGAAGCUCUGCCGCUAUCUGAGAGUUCCCAACCAAAUAUUUUUCAGAAUGGUGGGGCAGAAGUUUAACUGGUGCUAAACAUCAUUGACGGCUCUCAAAUAGACUGAGAAUGGGAUUCAAACUAUUAUUGGCAACCCAGUUUUGUUAAUAUAUCAUGUUGCCAUAGAGAAAUCUGGUUCAAGACUGAAUAACCAGAUCGCUUGAAGGCUAAACUUACUGUAGGCUAUAACAAAUAUCGCUACAGGAAAACUGAAUAGAUCUACAUGACUUCAAGUGCUUUCAACAUGCACGUCAUUUUAAAAAGUCUGACCCAUCGGUCUACUAUCACUUACUGUAAUACUGAGGUUGAAAACAAUGGCAACUUUUUCAUUCAGUUAAAAAGACUUGAAAAUAGUGGACAGAAUGUGGAUAGACUUAAAGUUUUGCAUAAUACAAGGAAAAAUGAAAAAAGUGGUACUUGGAAGCUUUUAACAAAAAUACUGCUUUGUCAGCUGUAAUUACUGUAGGCUAGUUUAAGCAUUUAAAUCUCAUGUUUAAUAUACUAAUUUGUACUCGAAUGUUUAUUUUCAUUUUUGAAUAGAAAUGUCUAUUUUUUAAAUUAAAUGUUUCUUUAAUUGAAUGAGAUAUUUCAUAUUGUCAUGUUAAUGCACUACAAAAUUCUGUUUUUCUAUUCAAUAAAUAUAUGUACAUAAA
This is a messenger RNA of Misgurnus anguillicaudatus (oriental weatherfish), 2020 nucleotides long. RefSeq names its product heparan sulfate (glucosamine) 3-O-sulfotransferase 1-like 2 (gene hs3st1l2). NCBI's taxonomy places the organism in Eukaryota, Metazoa, Chordata, Actinopteri, Cypriniformes, Cobitidae. Gene Ontology annotation, molecular function: [heparan sulfate]-glucosamine 3-sulfotransferase activity. The record is from RefSeq and is a predicted model, not a curated record.